CUUAGUCUCUGCUUGAAGACAGGUUACAGAAGGACAAGGUUAAAGCUGGAUCUUGUGGUGUGAAAAUUUACCCUGGUUGUUAUCACUACCGGAGGAUCUGACCUUAGCCAGGAGCAGUGAGAGCCUCCCCUCCCCAGCCAUGCUGACUGCCACCCUAGGAUUGUUGAUGCUGGUAGCGGUGGCUGAAUUUCUCAUUGGCCUGGUCGGAAAUGGAGUCCUUGUUGUCUGGAGUUUUGGAGAAUGGAUCAGAAAAUUCAAAGGGUCCUCAUAUAACUUCAUUGUCCUGGGCCUGGCUGGCUGUCGGUUUCUCUUACAGUGGCUGAUCAUGUUGGACUUAAGCCUUUUCCCGUUUUUUCAGAGCAGCCGUUGGCUCCGCUAUCUCAGUAUCUUCUGGAUCCUGGUAAGCCAGGCCAGUCUGUGGUUUGCCAGCUUUCUCAGUGUCUUCUAUUGCAAGAAGAUCACGACCCUUGAGCACCCUGCCUACUCAUGGCUGAAGCAGAGGGCCUAUAAACUGAGUCUGUGGUGCCUUCUGUGGUACUUUAUGAUCAAUGUGUUACUUAUAACCCGAAUUGGCUUCGCAUCCUGUUAUGUUUCCCAGGGAAACAGCAGCAUUCUGUACCCCCAUUCAAGCUGGCACUACUUUUAUAUAUUUAAGCUCAAUGCAGGAAGUUGGUUACCUUUCAUGGUGUUUCUUGUUCCCUCUGGGAUGCUGAUUGUCUCUUUGUAUAGACACCACAGAAAGAUGAAAGUCCAUUCAGCUGGUAGGAGGGAUGCUCGAGCCCAGGCUCACAUCACUGCCUUGAAGUCUUUGAGCUGCUUUCUUAUACUCUACCUGGUUUAUGUUGUGGCUAGCCCCUUCUCCAUCACCUCCAAGACUUCUCCUGUUAAUCUAACCAGAAUCUUCAUCUCUGAGACACUCAUGGCUGCCUAUCCUUCUCUUCAUUCUCUCAUAUUGAUCAUGGGGAUUCCUAGAGUGAAACAGACUUGUCAGAGAAUCCUGCAGAAGACAGCGAGUGCUUGGAGAUGCCGGGGUCCAUGAUCUGGGGAGAAAGGUGUGGUCAAGAUAAUCUUUUGAGGUACUGUUUUGACAGCUCUCUGUAAGGGAGUUGACUUUCAUGUCUUUUAAGAUUUUUCUUCUUUG
Messenger RNA from Carlito syrichta (Philippine tarsier), 1141 nucleotides. RefSeq names its product taste 2 receptor member 5 (gene TAS2R5). The coding region runs from base 140 to 1039 and encodes 299 amino acids. NCBI's taxonomy places the organism in Eukaryota, Metazoa, Chordata, Mammalia, Primates, Tarsiidae. Gene Ontology annotation, biological process: G protein-coupled receptor signaling pathway; detection of chemical stimulus involved in sensory perception of bitter taste; sensory perception of taste. Gene Ontology annotation, molecular function: bitter taste receptor activity; G protein-coupled receptor activity. Gene Ontology annotation, cellular component: membrane. The transcript has a single exon. The record is from RefSeq and is a predicted model, not a curated record.